AUGGGAGGCACUAUAUCUGCAGGUGUUUAUCUGGUCAAAACCACCGAUACAGGUGCCCCUCCACCCUUUGAGAAAGACGUUUCAGUGAAAGAAGUGGAAGACUCGUUCAGAGUGAAAGAGGAGGAUGAUGUUACAGUAAAAGAAGAGGAGGCAGAGAAAGAGGAGGAUGCAGUUUUUGGAGUGAAAGAGGAGGUUGUAUAUCUGUUUAACACCAGAGAGAGACGGGACUAUCGUGGAUCCUCUGGGGAGCCUCAACAACCUCAUGAUGCUGACGAGGCAGAGAAGAGUUCCUCCCGAUCAGAACACCUCAACAAACACCAGCAGAGACCCACAGGGAAGAGAACUCACCACUGCUCUGACUGUGGGAAGAGAUUCACCUCCUCAGCAGACCUCAAAAGACAUCAGAGAAUCCAUACAGGAGAGAAACCUUAUAACUGUGCUCAAUGUGGGAAGAGAUUCACCACCUCAUCAGGCAUUAAAAUUCACCAGAGAAUCCACACAGGAGAGAAACCUUAUAGCUGUGCUCAAUGUGGGAAGAGAUUUACCACCGCAUCAGGCAUUAAAAUUCACCAGAGAAUCCACACAGGAGAGAAAAAUUUUAGCUGCUCUGACUGUGGAAAGAGUUUUGGUACUUCAGGAUGUUUAAAAUCACACCAGAGAACACACACAGGAGAUAAACCUUAUAGCUGUGAUCAAUGUGGGAAUAGUUUUACUAAAGCUGGCAGUCUGACUAAACAUCAGAGAACACACACAGGAGAGAAACCUUUUAGCUGCCCUGACUGUGGAAAGAGUUUUGGUACUUCAGGAUGUUUAAAAUCACACCAGAGAACACACACAGGAGAUAAACCUUAUAGCUGUACUCAAUGUGGGAAGAGUUUUACCCAGUCAACCAGCCUGAUAUCACACCAAAGAACACACACAGGAGAAAAACCUUAUAGCUGUACUCAAUGUGGGAAGAGUUUUACUCAGUCAGGUGGCCUGAAAUCACACAAGAGAACACACACAGAAGAGACAGCUUAUGGCUGUACUCAAUGUGGGAAGAAUUUUGUAUCAAUUGGCUAUCUGAAGAGGCACCAGAGAACACACACAGGAGAUAAAUAUUUUUGUUGUGAUCAAUGUGGGAAGAGUUUUGGUACAUCUGGCUAUCUGAAGAUACACCAGAGAACACACAGGAGAGAAACCUUAUAGCUGUGAUCGAUGUGGAUACUCUGAUAAACGAUCUGAUAAAACAUUAGAAAAUACAUACAUUGAAGGAGUUGUUUCCUGAUAUCAAUUAAAUAAUGUCACAAUGUAGAAUGUUUAUACAUUGUAGUAGGAGUAUUUUAAUAAUGUCACAAUGUAGAAUGUUUAUACAUUGUAGUAGGAGUAUUUUAAUGAUGUCACAAUGUAGAACCCUAAACGUUUGUCCCCUGUUCUAUUGAUUUGGACACAUUAAAACUGUGUUUUGACAUUGGGCUAUCCCACCCUAGCAAAAUGUAAUUGAAAAAAUGUUGAAAAGAAGACUGCCCGACGUCCAGUACACGUUUGGUUUUAGUUGAGAAGAUUUCGUUUUUUCAACGUACUUGCAGCCUAAACACAUGGACGCAGUAUAAUAAAUGGGUCUAUAAUCAAUUUUAUUAUUAA
Molecule: messenger RNA, 1623 nt
Organism: Oncorhynchus tshawytscha (Chinook salmon)
Lineage: Eukaryota; Metazoa; Chordata; Actinopteri; Salmoniformes; Salmonidae
Product: zinc finger protein 501-like
Exons: 3
Coding region: 1-1188 (395 amino acids)
Biological process (GO): regulation of transcription by RNA polymerase II
Cellular component (GO): nucleus
Molecular function (GO): RNA polymerase II transcription regulatory region sequence-specific DNA binding; DNA-binding transcription factor activity, RNA polymerase II-specific
Source: RefSeq, a predicted model, not a curated record